AUGCCCCCUAUCCUCAUGGCCCUGCUCUGCCUCGGGCUGAGCGUGGGCCUGAGGACCCCAGUGCAGACAGGAUUCUCCUACUACAAACCCAGCCUCUUCGCCUUGCCCAGCCCUGCCGUGACCUCAGGAGGGAAUGUGACCCUCCAGUGUGGCUCAUGGGAGGGAUUUGACAGGUUCAUUCUGACUAGGGAAGGAGAAAACAGGCUCUCCUGGACCCUGGACUCACGACGACACCUGAAUUUGAACUUUCAGGUCCAGUUUCCUGUGGGCCCUGUGACUCCCAGCCACAGGUGGACAUUCAGAUGUUAUGGCUGUUACAGGCAAAUCCCCCAGGUGUGGUCACAGCCCAGUGAACCCUUGGAGCUCCUGGUGUCAGACUCCCACCCCCAAGACUACACAGUGGGGAAUCUCAUCCGCAUGGGUGUGGCUCUGCUGGUCUUGGUGGUCCUCGGGGUGCUGCUGUUUCAGGCUCAAGACAGCGAGAGAAUGGCCCAGGCUGGCUCCAGGACCUGA
Molecule: messenger RNA, 513 nt
Organism: Phyllostomus hastatus (greater spear-nosed bat)
Lineage: Eukaryota; Metazoa; Chordata; Mammalia; Chiroptera; Phyllostomidae
Product: leukocyte immunoglobulin-like receptor subfamily A member 5
Biological process (GO): cytokine-mediated signaling pathway
Molecular function (GO): inhibitory MHC class I receptor activity
Source: RefSeq, a predicted model, not a curated record